Messenger RNA from Aspergillus versicolor CBS 583.65, 960 nucleotides. RefSeq names its product purine-nucleoside phosphorylase. Gene Ontology annotation, molecular function: purine-nucleoside phosphorylase activity. Gene Ontology annotation, biological process: nucleoside metabolic process. The transcript has 7 exons. Lineage: Eukaryota; Fungi; Ascomycota; Eurotiomycetes; Eurotiales; Aspergillaceae. The record is from RefSeq and is a predicted model, not a curated record. Gene Ontology annotation, cellular component: cytoplasm. The coding region runs from base 1 to 960 and encodes 319 amino acids.
AUGGAGCACCCUGCAUGUCCUUUAAGCCUCGAGAAGACGGAUGAAGCAUACAAUUUCAUAAAGAAAAAUUUACCGAGCAUAUUGCAAAGUCCCCGUGUAGCUAUUGUUUGUGGCUCUGGAUUAGGCGGACUUGCAAACACUAUUGAUAGUGCGCAACGAGUAGAAAUUGAUUAUUCUGAUAUCCCUCACUUCCCUCGUUUGACCGUCCCUGGACAUGCUGGUAAGCUUGUGUUUGGACUACUCGACAAUAAAGUCCCGGCCGUCUUGAUGGUUGGCCGUGCACACUACUAUGAGGGUCAUUCCAUAGAACAAGUGACGUUCCCUAUUCGUGUCUUCAAAUUGCUGGGAGUUGACACGGUUGUUUUGACAAAUGCUGCUGGGGGUCUUAACCCAGAUUACGUCGUCGGCGACAUUGUACUACUAAACGACCACAUUUUUCUCGCUGGAUUGGCAGGUAUCCAUCCGCUGCGAGGACCUAAUUACGAAGAAUUCGGCCCUCGGUUCCCACCUCUGUCGGACGCUUAUGAUCUAGACCUGCGUCGCCAGGUUCAUAAAGCAUGGCAUGGAGUUAUGGGAUCAAAGGAAAGUAAUCGGAGAUUACAUGAGGGCGUUUAUGCUUUCGUUGGCGGACCUAGUUAUGAGACCAGGGCGGAGUGUCGGAUGCUUCGCCAGCUCGGGGCAGAUGUCGUGGGAAUGUCGACAGUCCCGGAAAUUGUCGUUGCAAGACACUGCGGUAUCCGGAUCAUAGCAUUUAGUCUGGUAACAAAUAACGCCGUACUAUCACCUGUCCCUCGUGGAGAUGAUCAUCUGAUUCAACAGAGGGAUGUGAAAGACCUAGACACUAUACUGCAGGAAGGGAAAGCUAACCACGAGGAAGUGCUCGAAGCUGGCCGAUCCGCAGCUCAGGAUAUGCAAAAACUCGUUGUCCAUGUUGUCUCAGAAAUUUUCACUAACACUUAG